Microplitis demolitor is the source of this 932-nucleotide messenger RNA. It is a transcript of the gene RpL8, whose product is annotated as 60S ribosomal protein L8. Gene Ontology annotation, cellular component: cytosolic large ribosomal subunit; ribosome. The record is from RefSeq and is a predicted model, not a curated record. The transcript is spliced from 5 exons. The coding region runs from base 95 to 868 and encodes 257 amino acids. Gene Ontology annotation, biological process: cytoplasmic translation. Lineage: Eukaryota; Metazoa; Arthropoda; Insecta; Hymenoptera; Braconidae. Gene Ontology annotation, molecular function: structural constituent of ribosome; RNA binding.
GCAGGUGUCGUAAUAUUUUUCGAGAGACCGCCCCCUUUCAGCGGUCGCGUUCUCUGACUCUUUUUAUUUGUGAGCGGCUCCAUUGAUCUGAACAAUGGGUCGAGUAAUUCGCGCUCAACGUAAAGGAGCGGGAUCUGUAUUCAAAUCCCACACCAAGAGGAGGAAGGGUGCACCUAAACUCCGUUCCCUUGAUUACUCAGAGAAACAUGGAUACAUCAAGGGUGUCGUAAAGGAAAUUCUUCAUGAUCCUGGUAGAGGCGCACCACUGGCUUGGGUCCACUUCAGAGACCCGUACAAAUUCAAGACCAGAAAAGAAUUGUUCAUUGCACCAGAAGGAAUGUACACUGGUCAAUUCUUAUACUGUGGAAAGAAAGCAACCCUCCAGAUUGGCAACGUAAUGCCCGUUGGCACCAUGCCUGAGGGUACCAUCGUCUGUAACCUCGAAGAAAAGACCGGAGAUCGUGGCCGACUUGCCCGUGCAUCCGGUAACUACGCGACAGUAAUUGCCCACAACCCUGACAGCAAGAAGACCCGUGUGAAAUUGCCAUCUGGGGCAAAGAAAGUCAUUCCCUCCAACAACAGAGCCAUGGUUGGUAUCGUUGCUGGUGGUGGACGUAUUGACAAACCGAUAUUGAAGGCUGGACGUGCUUACCACAAGUACAAGGCCAAGAGGAACUGCUGGCCUAAGGUUCGUGGUGUUGCUAUGAACCCAGUUGAGCAUCCUCACGGAGGAGGUAAUCACCAGCACAUUGGUAAAGCAUCUACAGUCAAACGUGGAACAAGUGCCGGUCGUAAAGUUGGUCUUAUUGCUGCUCGUCGUACAGGAAGAAUACGCGGAGGAAAAACAGAUACCAAGAAAGACGAUUAGGCUGUUAAUCAUCUUGUCAAUUGUCUUUAUCAUUAUAAAUAAAAAUAAAAAAGAUCACAAAUUA